Molecule: messenger RNA, 4110 nt
Organism: Dicrocoelium dendriticum
Lineage: Eukaryota; Metazoa; Platyhelminthes; Trematoda; Plagiorchiida; Dicrocoeliidae
Source: the annotation of a GenBank genome assembly
AAGUGAUGUGUGCAGCCGUCGACACCAAUGGUCAAUGGGUUUACGCGCGUCUAUUUUUAGCAAGAAAGGGAAAGCACACGAGCCAUCGCAAGAUGAAUACCCACCGGUGUCGUUUUUCUCACUGUACCGCUAUUCAAAUCUUUUGGAGAGGUUGUUCGUUGCAUUUGGUCUCUUGCUAUCCGCAGGAGUCGGUGUAACUGCACCUUGCAACAUUUUAGUAUUUCGGACGCUUGUCAAUGUCUUAACCGUGCCUCCUGGCUCAGGUCAAUUUCAUGCGGCAGAUGCCUACCCUAGUGUUAUUUGGUUCGUGAUAAUUGGAUGUAUUCUGCUAGUCGCUUCAUUCAUUCAAGCUACUCUACUUGGUAUUUCUUCAAAGAGGCAGCUGCGUACUAUACGCCUUCUUUACUUCAAAGCGAUUCUUCGGCAAGAUGCCUCUUGGUUUGAUAGGCAGUCUGCAGGGGCGCUAAUAAACAAAAUUUCCCAAAGCACGCAACAAAUCGAGGAUGGAAUAGGAACCAAACUUGGUGAAUUUGUGCAAAAUAUAUCUGGAUUCGUUGCCGGUAUUAUUAUUGCUUUUUCAUUAAGCUGGAAGUUAACUUUGGUGGCAUGCGCAAUGCUUCCUUUCGUCGCCAUUGCCUUCAGCCUAUUUGGCUUUAUAAUGAAGCAUUUUACAAUCAAGGAGUUGUCCGCAUACUCCAAGGCUGGUUCCAUUGCAAAUGAAGCGUUAUCUGCAAUUCGCACGGUUUUUGCUUUUGGAGGUGAACAAAAGGAGCUGGAUAGAUACAGCAAAGAAUUAAAGGCUGCAGAAUCUGUUGGCAUACGGAAAAAUACAGCAGUUGGUGGAGUUGCUGGUUCUAUCGGUUUGACCAUCUUCUGCUCGUCUGCCCUCAUUUUCUGGUACGGGAUCAAACUGAUCAUCGAAGAAAACUAUGAUCAAGGAUCUGUGGUUUUGGUUUUCAUCAACGUUCUAAUGGGUAGCAUAUACUUAGGCAGUGCGUUGCCCAACUUUCAAUACUUCAUGAACGCUACGGCUUCUGCAAGGGAAGUUUACGGGACAAUUGAAAGGGAGCCACCAAUCGAUAAGGAUGCUGAUGGAGUGCGAUUGCCUAAUUUCGUCGGCAAUAUUAACUUCAUUGGUGUAAGCUUCUCCUACCCAUCACGCCCCGACGUCCCUAUUCUCGUUGACUUCAAUUUAAAACUGGAGAGCGGAAAGACGGUGGCUCUAGUUGGUCCGAGUGGAUCUGGAAAAAGUACGAUUGUGCACAUGCUUCAGCGUUUCUACGAUCCACUUGAGGGUCAGAUACUGAUAGAAGGUGUCGACAUCCGGUCGCUUGCCCUCAAAGACUACCGGGCUCAGUUGGGCUCCGUACAACAAGAACCUGUUCUAUUUGAGGGUACAAUCGCAGACAACAUAAGGAUGGGCAAGUUGGACGCCACGCAAGCGGAAAUCGAAGAGGCGGCAAGACUGGCGAAUGCACAUGAGUUCAUCCUCCAACAGCCAGAAGCCUACGACACCGUUAUUGGUGAGAGGGGUGGCGGUAUGUCCGGUGGCCAAAAGCAACGAAUUGCAAUCGCACGUGCCUUAAUUCGCCAACCAAAAUUAUUGUUAUUAGACGAAGCCACAUCAGCACUGGAUACCAAAUCUGAAAGGAUUGUACAAGAAGCUCUGGAAAAAGCCUCUGUCGGUCGAACCACUGUAGUGGUUGCUCAUCGCUUGACCACCGUCAGAAAUGCGGAUCUGAUCAUUGUGUUGGAGAGAGGAGUGGUUCGCGAGUCGGGCACACACGAGCAGCUUGUCGCCAUGAAUGGUUUAUACGCUGCCAUGCUUCGAAACCAGAAACAAAGUGACUUGAUUGCUGAAUCGGAUGAAGCAACCGAGGAUGAAUUAGAUGGAACCCCUACCGAAAUCGUAUCCGAUAAGCUCACAAUCCCUGAUGGUGUGUGGCGACGAAUUUCGAAGGAUGAUACUGCUUCAGUUGGGUCAACUGUUACUAUCAAGCAACGUUUCAGCGUGCUUUCGCAAGCAUUCACUGAACAGUUGAAGAAGGUGUCUCCAAUCAAGCGAUUGUUUGCACUCAACCGGCCGGAGUUGGUGCAAAUCAUCCUCGGGUGUAUCUGCUGUAUGAUUGCUGGUGCUGUGCAACCUUCGUUCGCUAUCCUCUACUCAGAGAUCUAUGAGAUCUUCGGUCUGCAAGCACAACCGGACUUAAUGAGCCAGCGCACUAGCUUGAUCUGUGGAUUGAUGGCUAUGUUGGGGUUCAUUAGAUUCUUCUCAAUGCUUGGCCAAGGCUAUCUAUUCGGAGUAUCGGGGGAGCGCUUAACAAGACGACUGCGAUCACAGUACUUUGAGGCAAUUCUGCGACAGGUCACUGCGACCAAUCUACUUUAUCCACCUUAUGAACCUUAACCCUCUGCUAUCUCGCACGAUCACGAUCUAUUUCAUUUGGACACAAAAAUUUACGUCAACUGAAACGACUUAUGAAGAAAUGUUUUACUGAAACCUUUUCUGUUCUGAAUGGAUGCAAAUCUUCCAGAUGUAGUUCAGCGUUAUGGAAUCGUUGCGCGAUCGAGGUAACACAGUUCAAUCCUAUUAUUUUUUACCCAUUUGUAAAGUCAACAUUUUUGAUGGUAACCCUCUCAUACAUUUAUUGUUGAUGAUGUAAAAUGCUCUAAAGGCACCCAUUUGGGUACCUAAAGCACACUGACUGGCUGACUGACUGACCUACCCACUGCGCACUAAGUAAAGGAUUGUUUUGGUUAGCGGAUAUAGGUUUGAGGCGGAUAAAAGUUGAUCUAAUAGUGAGAAAUGAAACCACUAGCGAUUGAAAAGGGGGCGUUGAUGUCUUCUUCCGCAUGCUAACGCCAGGUCCGCAUCAUCUGUCCCGUGGAUGUUUCGAAAUUUUAGAGGCCAUGGCUGGCAACCGUCAUCGGUAUCGCGUCCACUGUCACUACCUAGUCUGAUAGUCCGGUUAAACUGUGUGAAAUUGCGUUACACGUGAAACGGAAAUUAUUAGGAUGGAAGCAGUGAAAACCGCAAGGAAACCGUCACAUCGGUGCCACAUUCGCAGAAUAGCCAGCUGCUUGUGACUGUUAUCGACAAGUUGUCUCGAGCUUGAAUGUUAAUCUAAGACGUUUAGUUUUUGUACUAACCUCCCUUACAUCCUUCUGAGGACUCUUCAUCCCAUAGACCAUCCUAGCUGCAUUUCAGAUAACCAUAAGUUCAGUAUCGUUGUUGUUAUUGAUACUGAUGGUGAUGAUUUCCUGGAUUAAGGUAACCGAAUCUAUGCUUUCUGGUCCCGGUCCUUGGAUAUGAGCACCGAAAUCUACCUAUUCUCUGUCAGUACCCUAGUACUUCUCAUUCCACAUGUUAUUAUGGUUGUAUUGCAGCAGCACGUCAGUUCAAAGCUCUCGUGUACUGCUGCUGAUGGUACUGCCCCAUAUGAUUUGUGUACCUCCGUCAUUAAUGCGAGCAAUUGUGAGGUUUCUGGUUGUAAAUAUAAAUUUUACCUUUGCAAUUUAAGCAGAUACUGCAUGAGUUUGUUUGUUUGUGCUCAAAGUACCAACUCUUUGGUAACUUUUCUGCUUUUCCAUUUUAAAGGAGAUCGGAUGGUUUGAUCGAUCGGAAAAUCAGGCUGGCGCAUUGACGGCUAAGCUGGCAACGGAGGCUUCCAAACUGAAGAAUAUUUCCGGAUCUCAACUGGGAUCCAUUGUGGAAGCCGCCGUACUUUUCAUCGUCACCAUAAUCAUAGCCUUUGUGAAUAGCUGGCAGUUAAGCUUGGUUUUCCUGGGAUUCUUCCCUCUCCUAAUAAUAUCCGGGAUGUUUCAGGUACGAAAUUUGUCCGGCUCCCAGGCUGCCGAAGUAUCGGACGUUAUGCGCGUGGCACAAGAAGCAAUCAGCAAUGACCGCACUGUAUGCACUCUAAAUUUGGAAGUGCAUUUUUACGACAAGUUUUACCAGUCGAUGAAAAGCAAUUACAAGUACGUCUGACCUCUUUGUUAAAAUGGAUUGGCUAAUCAUAAUAACGGAUUAGAAGUACCAGAGACCCACAGAAAAUAAUUUUGAGAACGUUGACAAAGCCCAACAAAUCAGGAUAUAUGAGCUUCAUACAU